Acipenser ruthenus (sterlet) is the source of this 3525-nucleotide messenger RNA. Its product is annotated as minor histocompatibility antigen H13-like. The record is from RefSeq and is a predicted model, not a curated record. Gene Ontology annotation, molecular function: aspartic endopeptidase activity, intramembrane cleaving. Gene Ontology annotation, cellular component: lumenal side of endoplasmic reticulum membrane; cytoplasmic side of endoplasmic reticulum membrane; membrane. NCBI's taxonomy places the organism in Eukaryota, Metazoa, Chordata, Actinopteri, Acipenseriformes, Acipenseridae. Gene Ontology annotation, biological process: membrane protein proteolysis. The transcript has 13 exons. Bases 190 to 1416 code for a protein of 408 amino acids.
GAGAGUGUUUUGUGAUUUACCUCACUUCCUGUCCUCCCCGGCAAAGAAUGAAACUGUCCCGGCAGUGACGUCAGUUCCAGGAGCGAGUUAAGAAACGUGGCCUUAGUGAAGAGACUCUGACGGAUCCAGACCGGGGAAGUAUCUCGUAACGCGAACAAACACUGUAGCACCUGAGAAACACACGCAGAAAUGGCCGAAGUUGACCAGGGAUCGGCUUUCCCCGGCGAGGCUGCAUCGCCAGCGAUUGACAGCCUCAAUGCCACCGACUCGAACGGUACCGACUCGACUAAUGCAACGGUAGCCAAGUUCGUCUCCACACCGGAGGGUACAGCGUUGGCUUACGGGAGUCUGGUCUUAAUGGCCCUGCUGCCUAUUUUUUUUGGAGCUCUUCGAUCCGUCAACUGCGCAAAAGGCAAGAACUCCUCGGAUAUGCCGGAGACGAUUACAAGCCGUGAUGCUGCCAGGUUCCCCAUCAUUGCCAGCUGCACCCUCUUUGGAUUGUACCUCUUCUUCAAAAUAUUUUCUGAAGAAUACAUAAACAUGCUGUUAUCGAUGUACUUCUUUGUGCUGGGUAUUUUAGCACUGUCACACACUAUCAGUCCAUUCGUGAACAGACUGUUUCCUGAAAACUUUCCCAAUAAGCAGUACCAGCUGCUCUUUACCCAGGGAUCUGGGGAAAACAAAGAGGAAAUUGUCAAUUAUGAAUUUGACACCAAAGACCUUUUCUGCCUUUGCUUCAGUAGUGUGGUUGGAGUUUGGUACAUUCUCAAGAAGCACUGGAUUGCCAACAAUCUCUUCGGUUUGGCUUUUGCUCUGAAUGGAGUUGAGCUGCUGCAUCUCAACAAUGUGAGCACUGGCUGCAUCCUGUUGGGAGGACUCUUUGUCUAUGAUGUGUUCUGGGUAUUUGGGACCAAUGUUAUGGUGACUGUGGCCAAGUCCUUUGAAGCCCCAAUUAAACUGGUUUUCCCUCAAGAUAUUUUGGAGAAGGGGCUUGCAGCCAAUAACUUUGCUAUGCUGGGACUCGGAGAUAUCGUUAUUCCAGGUAUCUUUAUUGCAUUGCUCCUGCGUUUUGAUGUCAGCUUGAAUAAGAAUUCCCGUACCUAUUUUUACACUGGUUUCCUUGCCUAUAUCUUUGGACUGGGUCUGACUAUCUUUGUCAUGCACACCUUUAAACACGCCCAGCCUGCCCUUCUAUACCUGGUCCCAGCCUGUACUGGGCUGCCUUUCUUUGUUGCUCUAGUUAAGGGAGAACUGACUGAAAUGUUCAGCUAUGAGUCUUCUGCUGAGGUCUUGCCGCACACUCCAAGGCUCACCCACUUCCCCACUGUCUCCGGCUCUCCUGCCAGUCUCGCUAACUCUAUGCAGCAAAAACCCUCCUCUCCCCGCCGCCGGCACCACAACCCCACCUCUAUGUAGCGGCCAGAAAAGUGCCAGACGUAUUUCGCUGGUCAGGUAUGAAGAAACCCCUCCUGAAUCCAAGGAGGAAAAAGAGACCGAGAAGAAAGAGAACUAAUUGUCCCCACAAAACUUCAGCGCCUGCCAGUUUCACACCCCUUUCUGAUGAAGUCCAUUAUUUCUGUUGCGGAUGUGUUUUUGUUGUACAAGGAAACUACAAAUAUAUGUUUAAAUUUAAAUACCUGUAUUUCAUCAGAUAUUUUGUAAUAUUUGUGUGUUUUUUUUUUUUUUUUUUUUUUUUUUUUUGUAACAUUGUGCAAGAGUGCCUGUGUAUUCCUUUUUUAUUUAAAUGUAUUCUGUCUAGCCUGGUCAUUUGAUGGGUUGUGACAUUUUUACAAAGGCCAGAAUUAUUUUUAUUUUUUUCCCCCCUGAAAUACAGAAUGUAAUUUCCUUGUUUACCAAAGACUGCAAGGAAGACAAACCUUUUUUUAGCUUAUUUUAUACACACUGUAAAAAUCUAACUUAUGGUAAAUGUUCAGUACACCGAACAUUUUACAUUUGAAAUUGAACGCGCUACCGUCAGCCAGAAAGAGAGAGCCCUUGGGUACGGAUGUACAGAGCACUGACCAUUCAGUAAUUCGGGGUCCUAAAUAUUGGUCUCAUAUUUUGUAUGUUUUUAUGGUCUUAUGUAAAGCAAAUAAUGCGUUUCACAGCGAAAUCUCGUGUUCUCUUAAACUUGGUCCCAGGACUGAGGAGGCUACAGCAUUGCCCUAGAAUUAUUAGGGUUUCAUUCAUAGUAGACUGAUGGAUUAUUAAUCUUUCUCAUUGAAAGUGCAUAUUAAAGCGAGAGACUUUUAUUUUAUAUAUAACUAGUAACUUUUUUUUAUAUCUAUAACUAGUAACUGAUGAUUCUGUUAGCGUUAUCAGUGUUAUUGUUUAGAUAAUAUUUAUGUAUUUCAAACAGUAGUUGAAAGAAAGGGAAUACAGAUGAUUGUUGUAUAUCGGACCAAUAGGUAGAACAUUGAGAAUAAGAUGAAAAAAGUCAGCUUUACUAGUUUAAGCACCAAAUGACAAACCUUUUUAUUCUUCUGUUGUGUUUAUGAUGCUUGCUUGUUCUCGUGAAUGUAAAAUGUUUCCUGACAAGCAGUUGUUUGUACAUUUGCACUGUACAGUAAUAAAAUGGAUGUUGCCAGAGAAAGGGACCUUGUUCUCCAGCAUGAGUUACUCUUGCUUGUAGAAGUUUACGUAGUGUUUAUAGAGCCUUUUAAUGUGUUUUCCACUGUUAAAUAGCACAAACAGAGUUUAUGUAAUGUCAUUUUAAACAGCAUAGCUUUGUAAAUUCAUUCUCUGAAUGACUUGUAGAUUUGAAGAAUAGAUUCUGAAAUCUAUGCCUCUGGUGUUUUAAUAUACGCAAAAAUCACCUUACCACUUAUAUUUUUGUAAGAAUAGCCGUUCCAAUGUAUUUUACUUUUAAAUCCUAAUAGACAUUUUUUAUAUAUGGAUCCAUCCUUGCUCUAACCAGGCAGAAGUUAACCUUCCUAGCUAUUCUGUUCUAUUUUAAUCUGCUUUCCAAUCAAUUGUAAUCCUAAAAUCUUUGCACGAUUACCUGUAACUAAUAUCUGCACGAUUACCUGUAAUCAACAUUGUGUGAAUGUAGAUCCUAGCAUGGAUACGACUUGCACACAUAUGGCAAGGUUUUCUGGGCAUUCUAGGGAAAACAAAGGAGAGCAGGUGUUUUUAAACAGGACGAACAUUAAAGCCAUGAUUGUUCAACACCAGCAAGAACAACUUUAAAUGAGGGAUGUCUACAUGUGUAGAAAAGGGAGCUAUAUUGUGCACCUGUAAUCGUUUGUCUCCUUUCAACCAUUGUAAGUAUUGUGAAAAAGAUAAAAAGAAUUAAGAUUCUGGCCUUUUUAAAAAAUAUAUUUUAGUGGCAAUGGAUUUUUUUUUUUAUAUAUAUAUAAACACACAUGCUUUGCUUUAUGUGCAUUCUUAAGUAUUUUCAUUUAAGUAUUCCCAUGUUGCUGUCUUUUCUUUUGUAGAACUGCAAAUUCAGGCUAGCUUCUCUUUGGAGGAGCGGUUAUAUUUUGCAAUAAAUUGUGGUGUACACCACUGUAGAGAUGCAUAAUA